CAUUUCAUGCACUGCUGCUCAGUGCGUGGGAAUUCUCAUCCUCUCAGUGCAUUUGAACAGCCUCCAUUCAUUUAUUAUCUCUCUAUCUCUUCUCUCUAUUUAUUAUAGAAAAACCAACUUUUCCAUGUGCACCCCAUCAAAAAUAUUUGAAUGCUCUGACUCAUACAGCUCAGAUCAAUCUUCAAAUCUUCAUUCGUUUUUUUCAUUCUGCUCUUUUCAUACAUUCUCUACAGUAUUUACAUUCCUUAUACUUUUCUCUAUAUUUAUUUUUGAUCUCUGUGAUUCAUGGCAUGCACUGCUAAAUUCUCUGUAACAUGAUCUCAUGUGAUGUCAUGUGCACCCCUUUGAAUUCAGAUGGGAUUGAACAGCUGGCUCUGCAGUUCUGUAUGGCUCUGAUUAAUCUGAUGAUGGUGAUAGAGGUGAUACGGGGUGGAAGAGAGUGGUAGGGGGCCUGCAAGAUCGCACCUUCUAUUCUAAUCAGGUUUUGAAAGCACCUAACAUAUUGCUUCGCUUCGCUCCGCAAAUAAAAAUAUACAUAGUUAGUUAUACAGCGUAUAAAAUUGUGGCCUCGCAGCCUCUCUCACCUUUGCGUGCUGGCGCGGAGCUAAGAAAUUCCUUGGAAGUCUGGCGCGGUAACGUGAUCGGUGAGCUUCCGAAACAGGCGCGGACUUCAUCAGGCUCCGCUCGACUCUUGCACUUGUUACGGAGUAACAUGUAUAAGAACUAACGCUAUUUCACGUCCAUCAGAGAUUUAACUUCCUUUUUUAUCCAGUGCCCGGGCUUAUGCCCCUUAGCUGCCCUAUUAUCUCAGUUCUCCGUUUGUUACUGCUCCUACUGAACUCUUCUCAGGAGUAGCAUGGUCAUCCUUCUAAGGAGGAUGAUAAGACACGAUACUGAAUAUCCCAGAAUAGCUUAAAGUAUUAGUGAUGGAGGGUACCCAGAGUAAUAAUACAACUGAGCAGCAUCGAUAUCAUAGCACCCAUCCCGAUAUCUCCUCCAGUUCUCCACAAGCGCUGCCACCAAAUAUGCAGUACGCCGUGGCUGGGGCUGAAGAUGUUGACAUGGUUUCGGGGAGUGAAUCCGAACCUUCUGCUAGCGAUACACAUUACGGACAUGGAGGCCAUGAUUAUUUCAGCAGAAGGAGACACCAGAGGUAUUCAAGUGAACUAGAGCCGCCCACGGACAAUCCAGACUUUCAUAUUUCUGAACAAAGCCUGAGUGAAUCUGAAAGCCUUGAAGAACCCGAUCAUUUCGGGGAAGAUGUCGACCCCGACUUGGGGUUGUAUGGCCGUAGGGGUAGAAGGGGCCGCCAAUCUAUUGGCAGGCCAUAUAAUUUCGGUGCACGAGGUGGGAAAGGCAUCAAAAGAGGCCCCAGGAAGCCGUUAGAACCCAGCUUGGAGUUCAAAAAUUUACACUCUGAGGCAACAUCGGCGUUUAUUGAUGCCGACUAUGAGAGAGCCACCGUUCUUGUGAAGCAGGCCAUUCAGAUAAAUCCUGAAAUGUUUGCUGCCCAUUCUCUCUUAUCGGAAAUAUUUCUUGCGCAAGGCCAAGAGGAUAAGGCUCUUGCUGCACUAUUCAGUGGCGCACAUACGCGACCAAAAGAUCCGUCCGUCUGGAUGAAAGUUGCGAAAUUGAUCUUAGAAAGAGCGGGGGAAGAUCGGACAUCAGCAUUACAAGAUGUAAUCUACUGUUAUAGCCGUGUCAUUGAGAUCGAUCAAAAAAAUUACGAUAUCCGAUUUGAAAGAGCUGCGGUAUACCGCGAAUUGGGUCAUAAUGGGAAGGCUGCUCAGGAGUAUGAAAGAUUACUAAAGGAUCUACCGCACAAUACAACAGCGCUCCGUCUUCUCGCGGAGACAUAUAUUGAUCUCAACGAAGUCGAUAAAGCAAAAAGUCGAUACGACGAAAGCAUCGCAUAUUACAUGUCCCUAAGUUUGGAGGAAGCCACCGACUUUACCUGGUCCGAUGUGAACAUUUACGUUGAAUUUUUUGGCUAUCUGAACGACUAUGAACAAGGAAUAUUUAUGUUAAAAUCACUUUCUAGGUGGCUGCUGGGCCGGAAAGAAGAUGCGGAGUGGGACAAUAUUGUUGAAGACGACCGGGAGUUUGAUGCCGAAGACUCCCCUCGUCGAGCAGACAUCACAUUCUUUGUCCCAAAUCAAUAUCCCAUCGAGGUUUACGGGGCGGGUCUACCCUUGGAGCUUCGCGUGAAACUUGGGAUAUAUAGGUUAAAAUUGGGCCUCCAGUAUAGAGAAGAGGCGUUGUCUCAUUUUUCGUGGCUAAACCCGGAUGACUCCUCGGAAGGCGCUCUGCUCUAUGAUUUCGGUGAUCUGUUUAGGGAGGUGGGAGAUGCGCUAAAAGAUGCUAAAUUAUAUCAAGAUGCACUACAGUUUUACGUGCCACUUCAGAGGACCCGUGAAUACGCAGAUACUAGUCUUUUUAUGUCCAUGGCCGAAUGUUAUAUCGCCUGCGAAAAUGAUGAAGCAGCUGAGAACUGUUACUUAACAGUGGUUGAAUAUGAUGAAAACGAUAUUGAAGCCCGUGCCAAAUUAGCAAAAUUUUACGAAAACUUAGGAUUGAUUGAACAAGCUUUGAAAUAUGUCAACGAAGCGAUUGAAUUAGGAAGGCAGGAGUCGAUGCCAAGGCGAAGGCGAAGGUUUGGUUCCAGAGCUCUACAGCUUGCGAGAGAGUUUCGCUCAACGGAAUCUGGGGGGGCUGUGAUGGCAACGUAUGAGGGCCCGAUUGGGGCAGAAAACGAAGGCUGGAGAUCUCCCACCCCUUCUCCCAGUGUGUCUGGUGGACUUAUGACUUCUACUGUACCCCUUUCUAAGAAACGGAGGCAAGCAAAAGAAGAGUAUGUCAGCACCGACCAUAUAAGGUAUUUGUACUCUAAAUUGUUAGAUCUUGAAGCAGCAAUGAGAGAAGGCCAUGAGGAUGCGACCGAGGAUUGGUUGGAUAUCGCGGAUGCUCUGUUGCGGGAUUUUCGGUCAAAUCGCGUCUUUUUCCCCAUGCAAAGACAUAUGAUGUUUCUGGGAUAUUCUAGAGAAGCCCAACGGAAAGCUGGACGCCUGAAAUCAACAACCAUCAUGGAUGAAGUAGAGGAAAUGGCUGGACGGCUUCAAGCCACAUUAGGAACCCCCGAAAUUGAUCCUGCGACGAUCCCAAAUGAUUAUCACUCUAUAUCAUUCGAUCAGUGGUUGGACAUAUUUCUGGAGUAUGCUCUUGUCCUUUCAGGGCAAGGCCAAUCAGAAGAAGUCUACGACACCCUCUCUGCUGCAGCCGAUGCUAGCGUUUGGUAUCAUUCCAAACACAACAAAUUCCAAAUUUACACCUGCUGGUUCACUUGCGCGCUCCGGCUCAAGGACGAAGAAACGCUCUCCAACAUCUCCCGCUGGUUCAUGAAAGAGUACCAAUUCGUAACUGACACAUACCGCCUGUUCGCAACACUUAGCCGACUUUGUGGUGACCCGCGAAAAUCCCUCUUUCAUUCGUCCCCCAGCAUGAAAUUCAUGCUGCGCCAAAUAAAAGCGAUUGACUAUACUCUCCCGGAUGACCCCCUGCGGCCUACCCAAGCCCGCCGCACCCGAGCUUCUGUUUUCCAAGAGCGUGCCACUCUUACCACCAAAGACGAAUCUGGUCAACCCAUUCCUGCAGAGGAUAUGGAUGUCCCACUCCUAGUGCUAUACGGACAUAUACUCUACGCCGGGACAAGUUUCACAAACGCGCUCAACUACUUUUUCCGCGCAUAUGCGCUAGCACCAGAAAACCCCGUCGUACUCUUAUCUAUCGGCCUGAGUUACAUCCACCACUCUCUCAAGCGACAAUCUGACAACCGACACUAUCUCAUCAUGCAAGGACUCUCGUUCAUGCAAGAAUACCGACGUGUGAGAGAAACAAGCCCAAUUCCACAAGAGCGGCAGGAGGUGGAAUUCAAUUUCGCGCGGGUCUGGCAGAUGCUGGGUCUGACGCAUCUGGCUGUACAGGGUUAUCAGCGAUGUCUUGCGCUCAGUGGGGAGAUAGAGGCUGAGCGAGAGAAAUUUAAGAAGCGGAAAAAUAUGCCGGCGGUUGUUGGUGGCGGCGGGCGUCCAGAUGAGCGCGUCUGGGUGGAAGAUUUUACUCGUGAAGCUUCCUUUGCUUUGCAAUGCCUCUAUUCAUUCAACGGCGAAACAAAACUGGCGAAGGAGAUUACCGAUAGGUGGCUUGUCAUUUGAAUAUAGCAUCUCAUUGUAUGAUAUGGUACACGAAUCUCACGCGCCAGAAUAUAUGACGCCACGAUGGAAUAAGUUGUUCUUGACUUACUCUUCUAACUCGUUAACAAAAUAGCCUGAAGACUUGUGGGGUAUAUAGAUAUACUCAAAAACGGACUGCACAGGUAUGCUAAAUAUCAAUGUCCAAUCCCGCAUCAAGCGUAUAUGCCAGACAUUCGACACCUACUGUGACAUUAGAAUCGCUCUCCAAAUUGGCCCAGCUUGCUGACAUUGGGAAAAAAAAAAAAAAAAAAAAAAAAAAAAAGUUCAGACAGUCCCACAGGAUGUAAAAAAUCAAUCAUCCAACUCUCAUCCCUCUUUCUUGACUUCUUAGCAGCUGUUCAAUCCUCACUCGGCCCAGCCUCGUCAAGGUCAUCGAAAAAAACAGCUGACUGCCGUCGAAUCUCUUCAAGAACGCUGCUGCGACGUUUUAGAUGUGGUCUAUUAUCUGACUCUGGAACUCGUGCAUUGCCUGUGCCGCCAUACCCAUCCUGCCACUUAUCCAAGUCUUCCUGCAAAUAGCUACCAACCUGUUGGUCCAAUUCACCGUCGUUGGCGGAUGCGUCAAUUUCAGGUGGCAAAGGCGUAUUAAUAUGGCGAGCAAAAGCACGACCAUCGCGCUUCAGCGCCUCGGAGAUCACCUUCUCGAGCUUCAUCCUGUUCUUGAUAAAUUGUAUCUUCGGGAAGGUGCUAUGUUGGCCUUCUUGUAUCAUGUGCGAUAAUCGAUCCGGGGUAGGGUCAGUCAGGAUGUAAUAUAGAUCAGAGAGACUAGUUUUUGGCCAAAUAGUAACAAUUCCGCUGAACCGUUGCAGCCAUAUUUCACUCCAGUCCUGACCCAGUGGCCGAGGAAGAAGUUCGAGAUGUCUGAGGACUUUGAGCCAUUUGUUGAGGUCCAAUUUAAUGUAUUGUUCUGUGGCCGAUCCUAGGAAACCCCCGCGCCAACCACGGCCUUUACGAUGUGUGACAGGACGGCCAACGCUCCCCCUGGAACUGAAAAAGAAUAAACUUAUGUGGGGAUUAACCUAGAAUGAAAUUAGUCCCAGCAUUCUAGCAUGGCACCAAGGGCAAAUUAAAUACUUACUUGAGACACGAUAGGAAAGUUGGCAUUGAAAUGUAUAUCCAAUGCCUUCAGCGGUAUGUCAGUCCGGAGACUACCGUCUUUCCAUUUAUGGCCAAAGGAAUAGGGGGCGAGCGUUCCAUCAGGCUUCUUCAUCAUCAGCACGACAGGAUUUAGUAUACCGGGAACAGCUGCGGAGGCAAUGACUGCGCUCCAUAUGACACAAUGGGGCGAUGUGAGAUAGUUUGCCAGAAUUGUAGGAGAGUGAGGAUCCGACGGAACGCAUGAGACGUUUAAAAUCCGUCCGGUGCGCUGAUACGCCUCCAAGAAUGUAGUAGAGCCUCUGCAGAACCAGCUGCAUUUUUCAGCCCAGUCGAGCGUGUCAAACCUAGCUCCCGUUCGCCACCAUCGCCGUAUCCAAACUUGUAACGGGUCUUCACAGGCCUUAAUCUUAUAGGCCAGCUCUGGUACAAGUAACUUUUUAAGCUCCUCAUCGGUCCUAGUUGCUACCAGCGCGGCUACAAGGGCCCCUCCAGAAGUCCCCGAAAUAAUAUCAGGGAGCACACCAUUAUCAAGGAGAGCUUUGGCGACCCCAAAAUGAUAGUAUGAGAAUGUAGCUCCUCCAGAAAGACACAACGCCGUGCGACCAUAGUUAGUCUCCAGGUGCUUGAAAAAAGCUUCCUUCGUCUCCUGAGGGAUAUCUUUGGUUCUAAGGAUGAGCUGCAACGAGGCAUGUACUUCGUCGAUGAAUUGUUGAACUAGGUGCUUGGUUCCAAAAUAUGUCUCGCUGUACAGACGUGGGUUCUCAACACCAGCGAAAUUAUGCUUGACACAUCCUUCCAGCAACACACGGAGGUCUUCCAGCAACGGGCCGAGCUUUACAGAAUCAUCGCCCUUUGUUUGCGAUUGUUCCACCUUGGCCCUUAGCGCCUCCAGCUGGCUUUUGACCCUACUGACGGUUCCAUGGUCGUAAUAUGCAUACUCGUUCACGUCUUUCCAUUUGUCAUUCCCCAAAUAGGAGUCCAGCUUCUUGGCUGCCUCCUUCCAUUCGCCAUAGUUUCUUGUAGUUCUCAUCUGCCUUCUCAACGUUUGCCUCUUUCCUCUCCAAGUGAUUAAAUGCUCGUAGAGGUAAAUAUAUAGCCGAGUGAGAAUGUAGAGAACGCUGAGAACCGAAAUCCAACCCAAGGCGAGCGAAAGCAAGGGCCAUUUUAGGAUUGUAUACAAAUACCCUUCCCUCGUUUCGUCAACUGUUCUGUUGGCCUUGCGACGCUGUCCUGGUUUCCGCACUCUCUGAUGUAUGGGGCGCCAGUCAUUAAUCGCAACGAGAGGUGCAGCUUCCGGCGCGCUGAGGGCGUUCUCGAAGUGCUCGAGCUCCUCGUCCUUGAUGAACCUCUUGUUGAAGUCGGGAAGCCCAUAGGUCUCCUCAUCCUCCUGCGAUGAACCCAUCCCUUUUUCGCACGUACACUCGAUCCAAAAUUUAUUUCUCAAAAUGGAAUCAAUCCAUUUUUGCAGGUCUAACGUAACGUCAAAAACUGCUGAUAGCUUCUCAAAAUCGAGGUUGAAGUGCACAGCCACGUCAAGUCAUAACGGAGUAUGCUCAGCGUCAUUUCAUAUUUCAGCCACAUAUCUCACGUGACAUGCCUGCAGCCCGAAUGUUUAUUACCGCUCUAUGAAACUUUAUUAUCAAGGCCGAGACCUCUGUCAUAUCCCCCCCAAUGUUAAUAUGGGCCUAUAAUCCCUUCGUUGAAGCUUAUUAGCUGUGAGCAUCCCAUUACAGGUGGUAUAAACCGAAUUGCAACAGGAAACUAUUAAAGCCGCUCAUACUUUACGCUGCGUAUACAUAACCUGGGCGAGAGAGAUGUUACAUAUUUGACCGAUUUCAGGAUGUCAUCGCCACUGGUCUGUCCACUACAUUCAUUGAUAUACAGCUGUGACACAUCAAACUCAGUUAUCGACAUGAACGGGGAGCAGAUGCAGGCAAAGAUAUAAAAAGACGGUGAACAAAGCUCCGCUGUCGCAGGUUUAACCUGCCCGUGGCUAGCUUUCCACAGGGUAUUCCGUGCCAAUGAUGUCAGCGAAAUAGAUAUCUGUCGCGUCAAAAAUGAGAGAAGGACUACAAUCACAAAUGAAUGCUGAUUGCAAAGCUUUAAAAACUAUAAGAAGGAAAAGAAAAAGAAAAUACAGAUGAAGGGAGGAUAAAGUGCGGCCUGGAAUAUUUUUCAAAUCGGGACAGAGGACACAGCCAGCCACCUAGGUCCCUGUCCUGCGAGCUUCCCAGAUCACCAUCCUUCAAAAUAUGAGAGGCAGAGCCUGCAUACUUGCAUUUUUGAUACAUGCAUUUGAGAAGAAAUGAUCAUACCCUAUGGAAGCGAAUAAUAAGAAUAAAAAGACAGACGGCGAGAAAAGUCUAACUACAGCUCAGCUAAGCCUUGCGCCACCUAUAUUCAGUCCAACAAUGUUCGGUGCCAAAAGCAUAUUUACUCCUUUUCAUCCAAGUUCACAAUUUUUAAAAUUAGUACUUGCGGGUCCAUUGUAUGCUGAGGCCCCAAGUAUUGGAAGCAUAGUAUUUAUCCACUACUAGGUAACGUCUGUUUGUUUGCUAAGUUACCGAUGAAAAAGAGUGUCGCACAAUGGAAAGAGGAUAUUGCCAACCGCAGAUGUUUAAUAACGAUAUAUGUGCCCGCAUUCACUCCGGUUUUACCUAAUACGAAAUACCAGAUGGCCAAAUUGCUCAAUUGGGACAUUGACAGAUGUGCUUGCGACGUCAUCGCGCAGUUGAGAUACACUUGUGAUCCGGGGAUAGCGUCAUGAUUCGCACAAGUUUUCGAUAUUUUCAUACCCGCAGGUUUAGAUUUUAUGGGGCUUAGUGCUCACCGUUAAUCAAUGGGAAGCCGCAAACUUUUCGAUAAAUUGGUCCAUAAUAUCUCUGAGAGAUAGCCUUAGAAGGCCGCAAAGCGAUAGGUGAAGGAGAGCUUUGGUUCAGGUCGGAUGGUGACCGUCAUAACUAUAUAUUACUUGGCCUAUCACAAUAGUCCUGAUCGAAGGUGAUAUUCUCACAUGACGAAUAUCCGCGAUAACUUACUACCAACGACGAGCUAAAAUGAUGAACAAAACCCUUACUACCGGCUAAGGCAAUGUCAAUCAAUUUAAUCUCACGAUGAAUCAUAGGAUUAGCCAACAACCUCUCGCCGUGACGCUUUUAGAGGCUAACUACCCUGCCAAUAACCAUAAAUAUAUUUCCACCACUCUAUCCAUGCCAUUCGCAUACCCCCAUACCCCCCCCCCCCCCCCCACCAUUCCAACAAAAUCUGACUGCAAUUCGAGUGCGAAGCGUGGUCAGCCUUUAACACACGGGUCGGCUUGGCAUCUGCUUCCCCGUGGGGGCCAAGGUCAAAGAGGGUGAAGUUCGCGAUGGGGCAAAAUGUUUUCUCCGAAGUUCAAGGAUUAACGCCAACCCCUCCAACCCUAAUGUUGGCCCCAUCUCAACGAUAAAGUACUCCGUAGGUAGUCAGAAACGGCGAUAGACGAAAUGGCCAUGUAUUCGAGAUUCAAACUUUUGCCCUAUUCCUUAAAGACUUCCAUAUCACACAAUGCCACCGGAAAGUUGUUUCUGAGAGCUGAUCAUCCAGCUGCCAAAAGCACGGAAUUCAAAGAAUGAUGUGGGGUAGAUCAAGUAGGUUGUUUAUCAUAUUCAACUGGAUAUACACUUAGUAAGAUUCAAUCCAGUUAAACUCCGACUAACGUUGGAGAGAUUUCGAACGUCGUUAGUUAAUAGUGGAGUCUCAUCAAACGCACACCGGGCAGCACACCGUGCUGAUUCCUGAAGAAGGAAUGUUAACUGGUUUGCAUUAGUUACUGCUGCAUCCUCCUCACUUAGUUACUAGUGACUAGCCUCAAUGAUUUCCAUGCAAUGAAACACAAUCAACCAACUAGCAACCACUUGUCGUUUUGAGCGGGGUGGGUGGACGAAAAUUGACCCCACACUAGAGAAGAAGGUUGGUUGACCGGGGGGAGACGACCCCCAGGUCAUCUCAUCACAAGUCUAGUGAAGGAGAAGCGGGGGAGAAGGGCAUGAAAAUGCGGAAAAUCGAAUAUCAUCGGCAAAGAUAGGGGGGGGGUUGGGGCAACGUUGCCAGUGAAAAUGACAAAGUCCUGAAUUCAUGAUUGGGAAGUUUCUUCACCAGUACCUUGUCUUCAUAUUUUUAUUUUUCGUCGAUUUUCUCUCCUGACUAGAAAGUGCCAAGGCAGCUCGCUCGGUGGUUACUUCAAUCCAAUAUAAGCAUGAUAUCCCACCACAGUCUCAGGGCAGAUACCAGUCAGACUUCCUCUUCCCACAAACUAACACCGGUUAGGCUUCGCACAAUCCGAAAUUCCACGCCCAGGUGAACGGACACAAGACUCUCCCUUCGCCUCUAUCUUGGGUAGGUGGGGUGAAAGGAGUGCAUUUCAGACUCCCAAGACUGAUAAAACGUCAACCUACGCUAUAUUGCCGGGGAAGACUUCCAGAGGGGCGCAUCAUGUACAGAGGCAGGAUGACAACGCUAAGCACAGCACCGGGGGGGGGGGGCGGGGGGGCGGCCGCUCGGAAAAAUUAGGCAACAGGGGCCAAAAUAGCCAAGGUGUCAGGGAUUUCCAACCGUGAUCAUUCAGGCAAAACAGUUUGAACCACUGCUUGCAUAAAAUCCGAUACGUUUUAUUGUGCGAAUGCGUACGCACACAUGUUACAGUUCUCUCAAAUUUUAUAUUUUUCCUUCUUCCACGUGAGUAAAGGAUGGAGCGCCAGGAUUCUAAUUUCACCAACUAUUCAAGCAUGGCGUGUGGUCAAACCUUGGAAGUUGGCAUGGCUGUCACGUGGGAUGAUUGGGGGAAAUCGUCUAGAUAUAUUGGGAUGGACAUAAAUUUCGUGUCUGAAAUUUUUCGGAAUUGGAUAUAUUGAGCAAACAUGUGUCCGGAAAUCGAUAAUUGGGCGUGAGAACGAGUCAAAAACCAAAUGAUGAGCCAUGUUGUGGAACGAUAUGCCAUUUCAUGUGUUCAUACUACAUCAUUAUUUUGAAGGCUAGUGAUAUUCCUGAGGAUGUUGGAAGCACUAGUAUGCCUAGGUCAACAAUCGUGCUGUCUCCUUAAGUUCCUGCAAGACACAUUCCCGAUCCAACCUUAGAUCUUCUCAACAACCAGCGCUGCAUUACUCCGUACAAUGAAUUGAGUGGCAGUUUGUCUGUAUAUAGCAGGAUUAGGAGGGCUCGAGCUCCCUUCAUAGCUUGUUCCACUAUUGCCCAGAGUUAAUGGUAUGUCGUUAUGUGCAGAGAGCGGAGGUGCUGGUUUGAAAGUUCUUUUAUAGUUGCCCAGGGGGGCGUAUUGGCAGAUGAGCUAGCGCUAAUUUCCGGGCCACGCGGGCCGACAGGAAACCCGCGACCAAGGAGAUAAGAUAUUCGAAUGCCGGGUUGCUGCGCAGUAGUACAUAUGUAUGUGCAUGUGGAUGUGGAUGUAUGCACUAAGCAAUAGCGCAGAAAUCAGCAAGGAUGAACCGCAGGAUUUGGUGUCGAAAAUCUUGAAAAGGUUAGGGUGGGGCUUAUUUCAUCUAGUUUGAACGGUGGAAGCGCUUUUUUCGGCCUACUUUUAGCUUCUUCCUUUUGUAUAUUUUCCCUUCUUGGUGGGAGGGAAAUACAUAAAAGAAAAUGUCACACGGUCACAUCAUCAGAGGACCCUGUUUUGAUCCCUCACGACGGACAAUGCAAGGAAUUCGGGUGUGGGAGUGUGGAUGAGGGGUGACCAACCUAUUGGUUAGCGCGCCGCGGUAACCGCAGAAUAUAGCCCUGUUGCAUUAUCCUGUAUUUUCUCCGUAUUUCAGGACCAAACGUUUCCUGCUCUGGUGAAAAGAGAAGAAGGUGGGAAGGAAAAAGGGGAACAAAAGGAAAAAUCCUUCUUGUGCCCUUUUCUUGUUGAUUCUUCCCCGCUGUUCUAUGGCACGGACCAAAGCCAUGUGUAGUAAAAUGGCGGAAGAUAAGCCACACCGGAGUAGUAGAUAUAUAUGAACAAGAGGGCGAAGAAACUUCCCUGGCGCUGUAAGCUAUUUAUGGGUGUGCUCCACAAUAGAUAAAUUAGCCAAUAGGUUAACUAUUUGAGAUCAUAUUGUUUGCGAUUGUUGUGUGGUGGCCCUGGUGGAUUUUCUCGGGUUUGGAGUAGUUGUCCUGGGAGAGUUUGAUAGAAAUUGCACGGUGAUGAGUCUAUGGCGUCUUUCUCUAUCAUUUAAAGUGGCGAGAUAACCAUUAUUUAAUUAAUUAUUGGAGGUAGCGGAAACCAACUGGGAUUUGAAAGAUAUAAGGCCAUGGAACAGAAACCGUGUGUGGCUCUGGCGAACUGGGUUGUUGAUAAUCCACAUGAGUGUGUUUGUCACUAGUCAAAAAGGUAGUUAGGUAUUUAACUAUCAAUAUUGGCUUUUGAGAACUUUCCUUCUCGUUCCUUCAAUUUUUCUUUUUUCUUUUUUCUUUUUAUUUUUAUUUCUUCCUGCCAUCCCAAGGUAUGGCACGGCCUGAUCAACCAAUAUCACUAAUAACAGAGCCGUGCAAAACGGAUUAUCUGAUUAAAUUAAUAUUAUAUACCUUGGCUGUCGGAUCAUCCAGAUUUCUGGAAAAUCACAACAUUUUGUGAAAAUGCAACCGCCAGACUAGCUUGACGAGUCCAAUUAUAAUUAGACAUUGUGGGUGUGGGUACUGGAAACCGAUGUCAGUGUGCACCAAAAGCUUAAAUAAUAUUGUCUUUGUUGGAGGGAUAUCCCGCAUCCAUGGAGACAAGGGUCGGAUGUGUUAGAGAGGGGCACAAUUUGAUGGGUGUGGUCAUCAAAUCGCAGCAAGUGGAAGACCAGCACCGCCGUGCGGAGCAAUAGCGGUGAAGAAAUAAAGAAGGGAGCUUUUGAUAUCUGCUUACUGCAUUUUCAAUCUAUUAAUGUUCUGAUUAUUGACACGCAGCCUUGCCCUCGGACGCAGCUGCGC
Blastomyces gilchristii SLH14081 is the source of this 12290-nucleotide messenger RNA. RefSeq lists its product as uncharacterized. The record is from RefSeq and is a predicted model, not a curated record. Bases 927 to 4208 code for a protein of 1093 amino acids. Gene Ontology annotation, molecular function: protein binding. Gene Ontology annotation, biological process: transcription by RNA polymerase III. NCBI's taxonomy places the organism in Eukaryota, Fungi, Ascomycota, Eurotiomycetes, Onygenales, Ajellomycetaceae. Gene Ontology annotation, cellular component: transcription factor TFIIIC complex. The transcript is spliced from 6 exons.